AUGGAAGCAGUCAAAGGGUACAACAAGCCAACCCAUGGCGUAUUUCGUUUCAUUCCAGACGCAUGGGUUCCCUACGCCGAACUCAUGCGUCUCGAUCGCCAGUCCGGCUUCUGGGCUUUCUAUUGGCACUACCUGAUAGGACUUGGGUUUGCCAUCAACAUCCCCCCAUUCUCCAGUGACCUUGACUUAAAAGACAUUGUGCACCUCGCCGCGCACUUGGGGCUAUGGACUACCGUCUUCCGUGGCAUCACCUGCACAUGGAACGACAAUCUAGAUCAGGACUUCGAUCGGCAGGUCGCUCGCUGCCGAGUGCGCCCCAUACCACGAGGCGCUGUCUCGACAAUGCAGGCGCAUUUCUUUACCGCAGUACAGAUUGCCGUUGGAGCCUGCAUCUUGUAUCCAUUCGGCGAGUCGACGCUGGUCCACGCCGCCGUAGAUGGCAUCCUCCUCUUCAUCUAUCCCUUCCUGAAGCGCUGCACAAACUACCCCCAAGUUGAGCUGGGAUUCGGACUGUCUUAUGCGAUAUUUUUAGUGACUGCAAUGGUCGGAAAGGAUCCGCUGGCACCUCUGUUGGACUCCUCGUUGGAUUUCUCGGCUCGCGUGUCCAAGGUUGUUGAAGCGCCGCUGGCCCAGUCAGCGGCAUGCCUAUACGUUGCUGGUAUCAUCUGGACUGUCAUUUUUGACACCAUUUACGCUCACCAGGAUUAUCUUGAUGACCUGAAAGCUGGCGUGAAAGGACUCGCCGUACGCCUCGGAAGAAAAGGAACGAAGCCAGCCUGCUACAUAGCGACUGCCGUUCAGGUCUACUUCCUCGUGUUGGCUGGCCAAUUGGCAGAUUUCGGCAUGUCAUACUACGCUAUAUCAUGCGGUGGAACGGCGCUCCUGUUGGCAAGGAUGAUCUGGGUUGUUGAUUUGGAAGAUGGCGAUAGCUGCGCUUGGGCGUUCGGGCCUGGAAGCGGCUACGUCGGCACCGCUAUCUCCGUUGGGUUUUUGGCCGACUUUCUUGCAAAGAAGUACGGAUUCUGA
Molecule: messenger RNA, 1026 nt
Organism: Penicillium macrosclerotiorum
Lineage: Eukaryota; Fungi; Ascomycota; Eurotiomycetes; Eurotiales; Aspergillaceae
Product: 4-hydroxybenzoate octaprenyltransferase
Exons: 1
Coding region: 1-1026 (341 amino acids)
Biological process (GO): ubiquinone biosynthetic process
Cellular component (GO): mitochondrial inner membrane
Molecular function (GO): 4-hydroxybenzoate polyprenyltransferase activity
Source: RefSeq, a predicted model, not a curated record